Molecule: messenger RNA, 983 nt
Organism: Electrophorus electricus (electric eel)
Lineage: Eukaryota; Metazoa; Chordata; Actinopteri; Gymnotiformes; Gymnotidae
Source: RefSeq, a predicted model, not a curated record
ACUAGGAAGAGAACUCUGUUCGCUUGAGAUAGCCCGCCAUGGCUCAUUCCAGAUGCCCUCCUGAAAUAUGCUUUAAACAGGAGCAUUUGACUUUGUCAGAGUUGAAAGAAAACUACGAGAGUGACCACCACUAUCUAUGGAGGAGGAACAUUCUCCCUUAUCCCGAAUCUGUGCUCUUCACAACAUCCAGAGUGUGCCAUGUGACAGGGGAAAGUGGCUUCCGUGGGAUCAUCAGAGAUGGUGGAUUCCGGAAGCCUCCUCAUCUAGAGACCGAGGACAACUUCCUGUGGUGGAGCCUGUCAGUGACAAAGAGUGAGAUUGCUUUUGCUGAGAAGCGCUUUUAUAGGUGGACAUUCGAGGACGCGGACUACAACCAGUCUCCUUUCCUGGAGAAGUUCACCACCUCCCCGGCGUUCCAGAGCGAGUCUCGCUACGGCAACUUCCGCUUCACCUUCCCUUUCCGGAAGCUCCUGCGUGAGUACGCCCAGCAGUUCUGCGAGGACUCCGCCCCCGUCCUGCGUGUUCUGUGCACUGAGCUCUACCGGCAGCAGAUCCUCUACACCGUGCUGGUGCAUCCGCGGCACGUCCAAAAGUACGGCCAGUACCCUCGCCUGCCCUACAGCAUGAACAGUGUCUGCGGUUACCGCGACGGAUACAUGUCCUGGCUCUGCCAGUCUCCCUCUGAUUCUUACUUCUAUAAGCUGGUGGUGGACAACACUAAUUGCCAGAUGUUUGCGAAGCCACUUAAGGGCAGAGUGUCCUGUGUGUGGGAUAAUGUGGCAGUGGCCUUCCACAUGGAGCCAGGAACGGAGCUGAGCAUAAAUCGGAGGGAGUUGCUAGACAGCGUGAGCGUGUGUGACAUGACCAAACCGAAUCUCUUGAGGGAUCCAGGCACUCCCCUCGAUAGUGACGAGGCUAAUAAAAUACUGCAAGAUCUGAGGGAAAGAAAUGGUCUGGGCCAGCAAAAGUACUAUGCCUACUGA